UGUUAGCAAAUAUGUAAAGUAACAGACUACAGUGUGCGAAAAGCAACCCGGAAACGACGCUUUUAAUGGGAAGCAAAGCAAAACUUGCACAUCACUGUUUUGCGUAUUUCAGAUACAUUGCAUUUGUGUCGAACGGAUAUUUUCCUCAAAACGGCAGUAAGGUGAAGAUGGACCAAACACAUGAGGCGAGAACAAUCGUCGUUUCAGGUUUUCCAGAAAACGAGCUUGAUUGCAGGAGAAUGGCAGACAAGCUUGUGAUUCACUUUCAGAAAGCUAAAAGCGCUGGGGGGGAUGUGGAACUAAUCAAGUACCCAACACCUAUCAGAGGUGUUGCUUAUAUUACAUUUGAGGAGAAAGAAGUUGCAGACCGGGUGCUUACAGUGGACCAGCUUCUUGCAGACAAGGAAUUAGAAAAGGAAUACCCUUUAACUGUUUAUAGGUUCAGUCAAGAGGCGUUCUGCUGUGCACGCGCAGAAGUGGACUUAUCACUUUUCAGUGAGCAGGAGAAGCUGGUAAAGGAACUUCGGACCAGGAACAGAGCAGUGAUUGUCUCGUCUUUGCAGGCUAACCAGAGGGUUCGAGUGGAGGGGCCAUUCACAGCAAUCAAGAAGCUGAGAGAAGAUCUACUGCAGCUGCUUGAAACUUCACAGAGAGAGAAAAGUGUGACGGCUAGAGAUCGGAGAAGGGAGCGACAGAGCAGCAGAGUAGUGACCUCAGAGCAGGGUGCAGCACCCUUCAGUUCUGAGGCAGAUGCUUCCAACGCAGAAGCAUGUCUCAUCUGGUUGGACACUAAUGUAUUUCGGUACAUACAACAUGUUCAUAAAGAUGACUUUGAUUGUAUUUUAAAGAAACAUAAUGUGCAGGCUACAACACAGGUGGGGACUGAGCUUACAGAAGUAACACUGAAAAAGAGGUACCAAGAUCUGUGGCAGCUUGAAACAGCAAAGUUAGAGGUAGAGCAGUGGGUGAGCAAUUUGCAGUCAAAUUUACGCACUGAAACAAUUCAUUAUGAAAAAGACUUUGAAGAAGAGAAAUUCUUACAGGCAUGCAAAGAUAUAAGCCGUGGUUUUCCUAGGGUCCUGUUUAUCCCAGUGGAAGGUCAUAUUGACAUAAUUGGCAAUCCAUCAGACUGCUACUUGUUCUGUCAGCUUGUUGAAAUGCAGAUUAAGCCUUCCCUGCAUGAUAAGGAGGGGUGUUUAAGCACUAGUCCUGGUGCUUCAGACAUGUCCUAUUACAGCAUAGGCAGAACCUGUGAACCAAACUCCCUCCCUAUGACUAUGAAUUCAGAUUUGCACAGGUCUAAUCUACACAGCAGCAUGCAUUGUGACAACUGGUCUGAGAGAUAAGGAAAACCAAAAGUCAGUGUACAUAGCUGUAGAAUAAGUUUUUAAAUCGUUUUCAGUAUGUCAAGUUGCAGGGUAAACACACCUUUUGUUGAAUUUCUAAGCAAAUUGCUCAAAUGAUCUUCAGUUGUGCUCCAGUGUUAUUUACAUAUAUUGUAGGGCAAAUGCACAAUCUUUCAGAUUAGUGGACUGGAGCAGUGCAAGCUUACCCUUUCUGACUGCAGUGUAUAUACAGUAAUGACAAAUGUUAACAUACAGUCAGAAGUGUAGUGUAUAUCCUGAUAGUUCAAUGUUGAUUAUUUCAUGGAGGACCUGUUUGAAAUACUGUAUUAUUUAAUGUAUAGUUGUAUGUUACCUCGAGCAUGGUGCCGAACCUGUUAGAUCACGCCACCUCUUGAUUCUGUUUUUCCUUUCAGUCAACACUGGUUAAAUGACAGGUGGUUUCCUUGUUUGUAAAUUGGACAUCAUUUGCUCGUAGCUUCAAAGUUCAUCAGGUAUUCUGUUGAGAAAUACAACUUUAUGUGCUUGCUGAUUGUUAUAAAACAUAUUUCUCUAAUACAUUAUUAUUAAAAGAAAAACAAAUAUGUUGUUAAUUUUUCCACCUUUACUGUGUUCAUUGUGGCUGUUGUAUUUAAACUACAUUAACAUACCUAGCUUUUAAUUAAUGCAAAUCGAUUAACAGUGCUCCUGUGUUGAAAGGUGUUACUAUGAUGGAAUCAUGUGUAUUUGUAAGCAGAUCACAACCAAAAGUACCAAGUACCGCAGUUUCAAGGAUGUUAUUGGUUUCCCAGUAGCAAAGGAGUCUGUUUUUUAGUGUGCUGAACCACAUAUAUCAUUUAGUUAAAUGCUUGUAUAAAUCUCAGUCAUGUUGUAGAAGAAUUGAAUUAACUAGGAAAAGGAAAACAUUUGUAUCCAUUUUUUCAAACCAUUUAUUAUAUUCCACUCCGGGUGUAGUGGAUGCGCCUAUAAUUGUUUGUUUAUUUAGCAGAUGCCGUUAUCCAAGGUAACUUACAGAGACUAGGGUG
Molecule: messenger RNA, 2368 nt
Organism: Polyodon spathula (Mississippi paddlefish)
Lineage: Eukaryota; Metazoa; Chordata; Actinopteri; Acipenseriformes; Polyodontidae
Product: RNA-binding protein 43-like
Exons: 4
Coding region: 66-1346 (426 amino acids)
Molecular function (GO): RNA binding
Source: RefSeq, a predicted model, not a curated record